Achroia grisella is the source of this 1407-nucleotide messenger RNA. Its product is annotated as alanine--glyoxylate aminotransferase-like. Gene Ontology annotation, cellular component: peroxisome. The coding region runs from base 176 to 1345 and encodes 389 amino acids. NCBI's taxonomy places the organism in Eukaryota, Metazoa, Arthropoda, Insecta, Lepidoptera, Pyralidae. Gene Ontology annotation, molecular function: L-alanine:glyoxylate transaminase activity; L-serine:pyruvate transaminase activity. The record is from RefSeq and is a predicted model, not a curated record. The transcript has 8 exons.
ACUGUCUGUCUGUAUCAGUAUAUUGUGUUGACUAACAGUGUGAGGCCGAUUAUAUGUAUAUUUUUGGAGUGUAUUUGUUGUAAAUAAUUUUCAAAAUCAUACUUCGAUACUGGAUUUCAGUGUAAAAAAAAUUACUAGUUUGCAUUCCGUUUUGAUUUUUGUAUAGUGAAACAACAUGUAUGAAAAUAAGCUGAUAGUUCCUGCUCCAAAAAUCAAGGAUCGUCAGUUCUCUAAACCAUUGCUUUGCGGACCUGGACCAUCUGAUAUCUGGCCGUCUGUCAACGAGGCUCUCACGAAACCGAUUCUAUCUCCAUUUUGUGAUGAACUAUUUAAUGUGAUGGAUGAUAUCCGUGCUGGUUUACAAUAUGCUUUCCAGACUAAAAGCAAAUUAGUACUUGCCAUGAGUGGCUCUGGACACUCAGGAAUGGAAGCAGUUAUUAGCAAUUUAGUUGGCCCUAAACAGAAGCUUCUCAUAUGUGCCAGGGGUAUAUGGGACGAUAGAGCAUUGGAUAUGGCCACAAGAUACGGUAUCAACGCAAUAGUACAUCGUAUACCAUUUAAUACCACUUUUAGUUUUGCCGUAAUUGAGGGUCUGCUGAAGAGAAUACGUCCAAAAGCAUUAUUUAUCACUCAUGGUGAUUCAUCUACAGGUUCUGUACAGAAAAUAGAGGGUCUCGGUACAUUAUGUCACAAAUAUGGUGCACUCUUAUUGGUGGACACAGUAGUUUCUUUGUCAGCGGAGCCUUUCCUAAUGGACGAAUGGGGUGUCGAUGGAGUAUACUCCUCGACCCAAAAAGUACUCAGUGGACCGGCGGGUAUUUCGCCUGUUGCAUUCAGUGAGCGAGCCCAAGAAGUCAUUAAAAAGAGGAACUUUAAACCACCGUUUUACUUCGACAUUGAAUUGUUAGCUGCACAAUGGAACUGCUUUGGAAACACAAGAAAAUAUCAUCACACACUAUCACCACCACUGCUAUGGGCACUUCGAACCUGCCUAAAGGAGCUAAUCAAGGAGACUCUACCCGAAGCGUGGGCUCGCCAUUCCAGAACCACAGCACAUUUCCAGAAACGUAUUCAAGAAUUAUCUCUGGAACUUCUAAUCCCUAAACCUGAAGACCGGCUGGUAACUGUGACGACUGUGGUCCUGCCAAAAGGUUACGACUAUAUAGAGUUUGUAAAGUAUAUGAUAAAAAAUCAUAACAUCCUGAUUUUUCCUGGACUGGGACCCACAGUGGGCAAGGCACUUCGCGUCGGUAUCAUGGGUGUCAAUUCAACUAUACAGGUCGCAGAUGCUGUAGCAGACGCAAUAGCGGAUACGUUGAUAGCUCUUAAAAAAUCUUCUCUUUGAACUUUAAACCUUCUAUACCAUAUUGCAAUGUCGUGGUUGAACCACUGUUUGUAAAACUGAAU